Messenger RNA from Drosophila innubila, 1453 nucleotides. It is a transcript of the gene Pp1-13C, whose product is annotated as serine/threonine-protein phosphatase alpha-3 isoform. The record is from RefSeq and is a predicted model, not a curated record. Gene Ontology annotation, molecular function: protein serine/threonine phosphatase activity. The transcript has a single exon. Gene Ontology annotation, cellular component: cytoplasm; nucleus. Lineage: Eukaryota; Metazoa; Arthropoda; Insecta; Diptera; Drosophilidae. The coding region runs from base 446 to 1354 and encodes 302 amino acids.
AUUGAAAUAUUGCAUAGACAUCGUCAGGUGUUUAAGUACAGUCGACUGGGUCUAAAAUUUCAUUUUUGGGUCAACAAAAACAACGAAAUAAUAAUAAUAAGUAAAAGCAAUCGAAACAAAUUUUGUCUCGAUCCCAAUUGAAAUUCAAAAUUUGUCGCAAUCACAACAAUCAGUUCGGACACCAAAAUUGGCACACCCGGUUCCGGCAACAAAUACGCAACUCUGGGCGUUUUGAUCGUGGUGACAAAGAGAAGAGAGAAGAACAAGUAUAACAGAAGAAUUGCAAUUGGAAUUGGAAAUUAUUCAAGAUAUAUAUAUUGUGUAUUGUGGGAGUGAGAAGUGCCAGGUUCAGUGGAUCAGUGGGCAGAUCAAGAUCGUUCCAACGGCGUCCCAAACGUUAGCCCGACAGCCGCCGACCGGCAAGCCCGGCCAAAAGCCAUCUGAAAUGGCCGAGGUACUUAAUCUGGACAAUAUUAUAGCACGGCUGCUCGAGGUACGCACCGCACGGCCCGGCAAGAACGUGCAGCUAAAUGAAACGGAAAUCCGAGGAUUAUGCUUGAAGUCACGUGAAAUAUUCUUGGCGCAACCGAUACUAUUGGAAUUGGAGGCACCAUUGAAAAUCUGUGGUGAUAUACAUGGCCAAUAUUAUGAUCUGUUGCGCCUGUUUGAGUACGGCGGAUAUCCGCCCGAGUCCAACUAUCUGUUCCUCGGCGACUACGUGGAUCGCGGCAAGCAAUCGCUGGAGACAAUCUGUCUGCUGCUCGCCUAUAAGAUCAAGUACUCGGAGAACUUCUUUCUGCUGCGCGGCAAUCACGAGUGCGCCAGCAUCAAUCGCAUCUAUGGAUUCUACGAUGAGUGCAAGCGUCGCUAUAGCAUCAAGUUGUGGAAGACAUUCACCGAUUGUUUCAACUGUCUGCCCGUUGUGGCGAUUGUCGAUGAGAAGAUCUUUUGCUGCCACGGCGGACUGAGUCCCGAUUUGACUUCUAUGGAGCAAAUCAAACGGAUUAUGCGACCCACUGAUGUGCCCGAUCAGGGACUACUGUGCGAUCUGUUGUGGUCCGAUCCGGACAAGGACACCAUCGGUUGGGGUGAGAACGAUCGCGGUGUUAGCUUCACAUUUGGCGCCGAAGUUGUUGGCAAAUUUCUGCAGAAGCACGAUCUGGAUCUGAUUUGUCGUGCCCAUCAGGUGGUCGAGGAUGGUUACGAGUUCUUUGCCAAACGCCAGCUGGUCACACUCUUUUCCGCGCCCAACUAUUGCGGCGAAUUCGACAAUGCUGGCGCCAUGAUGUCCGUGGAUGAGACGCUCAUGUGCUCCUUCCAGAUCCUGAAGCCCGUCGAGAAACGUAAGAAAUAAGCCAAGCAGCAGCAUCCUUAGCCAUCUUUAGCGUUCCCAUCUCAAAAUUGUUAACUUGUUCCCAAAAACAAUUACACAUCCACAUACAUAUACAUAUAU